AUGGCCGAUAUACUAGAGAAAGUUAUGUCUCACAAGAAAGCUGCUUCGGUGGCUACGGGGCGUGACUCGAAGCCGCAGGCCGGGGAUACGGAGUUGUUAGCAACACUGGGGUACAAGCAGGAAUUGCGACGUCAUUAUUCGACAGUUGAGAUAUUCGCUGUUGCGUUUAGUAUUAUGGGACUUUUGCCUUCUAUUGCUUCGACUUUGUCGUUUUCUAUGCCUGCUGGUCCAGUCGGGUGGCUGGCUGCAAGUUUCUUCAUUUUUAUUGUCAGUUUGGCAAUGGCCGAUAUGGCAUCUGCAAUGCCCACAGCCGGAGGUCUAUAUUUCUGGACGCAUUACUACGCAGCGAAGAAAUGGAAGAAUCCACUUAGUUUCCUGGUGGGAUAUAGCAACACCCUCGGCUUGGUAGGAGGAAUCUGCUCCAUCGAUUACGGAUUCGCAAACAUGCUCCUCUCCAUGGUCUCUAUCGCGCGGGAUGGCAACUGGACGGCCACGAGACCAGUCAUCUACGGUACAUACGUGGCAACAGUCGCCGCGCACGGCUUUAUCGCCAUAUUUUUUGGGCGAGCAAUGCCGAAGAUCCAGUCCGCGUGUAUAUUCCUCAACAUCGCUCUAGUCGUCGCUACUGUUAUCGCCCUGCCAAUCGGAAAGGCUCAUAACAGUCCACCCGUGAACUCCGGCUCUUAUGUCUUCGGCGAGGUCCAGAACUAUACGACUUGGCCCGCGGGCUGGGCAUUUAUGUUGGCGUGGCUGUCCCCUAUUUGGACUAUUGGUGCGUUUGAUUCUUGCGUGCAUAUGAGUGAAGAGGCUACUCAUGCUACCCGCGCUGUGCCAUUGGGUAUCAUUGGUUCGACUGGAUUGUGUGGUAUUCUUGGGUUUGUCUCUCUGGCUGUUAUUGCUUCUUCGAUGAGUAAGGAUAUCGAGGGUAUUUUGGGCUCGAAGUUUGGUCAGCCUAUGGCUCAGAUUUAUUAUGAUGCCCUCGGCAAGAACGGUGCGCUUGGAUUCAUGGCCGUGACUAUGAUCGUCCAAUUCUUCAUGGGGCUUAGUAUCGUCCUAGCAGCAUCCCGCCAAAGCUGGGCGUUUUCCCGCGACGGCGCCCUCCCUUUCUCCAACUAUUUCCGAAAAGUAAGCCAACACAACCUAAUGCGCUACCAACCCGUCCGAAUGGUCUGCGGCAUAGUCGCCGCAUCCAUAAUCAUUGGCCUCCUUUGCCUUAUCGACAACGCAGCAGCAAGCGCCCUGUUCUCCCUCGCCGUAGCUGGCAAUGACCUAGCCUGGCUAACGCCUAUCCUGUGUCGCUUGCUUUGGGGUAAUGAGAGCUUUGUUCCUGGUGAAUUCUAUACGGGGAAGUAUCUCAGUAAGCCUAUUGGCUGGGUUGCGGUUAUUUAUAUGGUUUUCGCUAUUGUGCUCUGUAUGAUUCCGACUGAGGGUCCCAAUCCUUCGCCUUCGACUAUGAACUAUACCGUUGUUAUUAAUGGUUCGCUUUGGGUUUUGGCUUUACUUUAUUAUUAUGUUUAUGCGAAGAAGACUUAUAAGGGGCCACAGACUACUGUUAGUCCUGAGGAUGAGGGCAUGGCUACCCAUGUAGAUAUAGAUACUAAGUAG
Messenger RNA from Penicillium canescens, 1605 nucleotides. RefSeq names its product putative GABA permease. The coding region runs from base 1 to 1605 and encodes 534 amino acids. Gene Ontology annotation, biological process: transmembrane transport. The record is from RefSeq and is a predicted model, not a curated record. Gene Ontology annotation, cellular component: membrane. Gene Ontology annotation, molecular function: transmembrane transporter activity. Lineage: Eukaryota; Fungi; Ascomycota; Eurotiomycetes; Eurotiales; Aspergillaceae. The transcript is spliced from 8 exons.